CCGCGUCUCCUCCCCUCCCGGCGCCCGGCCCACGUACAAAGGCGCACAGCCUGCGGCUCUGCUCAUCGCCCGCGUCCCAGCUCGUCCAGCGUCCCUGCCGCGCCUCCCGGCCAAGAUAUCAAUAGAUCUCGCCACAAUGCCAUCUCAAAUGGAACAUGCCAUGGAAACCAUGAUGUUUACCUUUCACAAGUUUGCUGGGGAUAAAGGCUACUUGACAAAGGAUGACCUGAGAGUGCUCAUGGAGAAGGAGUUCCCUGGGUUUUUGGAAAAUCAAAAAGACCCUCUGGCUGUGGACAAAAUCAUGAAGGACCUGGACCAGUGCCGAGAUGGCAAAGUGGGGUUCCAGAGCUUCUUCUCGCUAAUCGCAGGCCUCACCAUUGCAUGCAAUGACUAUUUUGUAAUGCACAUGAAGCAGAAGGGAAAGAAGUAAACAGAACGAGGCGGUUACCCCUCCUGGGAAAAGCACCCCCCAAACGACCACCCCACCCCGGUGUAAGGAUUUCACGAGCAGAAAUGUCCAAAUGGAAACCAGCUCCUGUUUGACAGAAACAGAAAAGUUAAUUCAAUGCCAGAUAAGCUUUCAAGUUUUAUAUUGUUUGCGUACUAUUGUCCUUCAUAAAUAAAGUGCUUUUUUGUUUUU
Messenger RNA from Ochotona curzoniae (black-lipped pika), 640 nucleotides. It is a transcript of the gene S100A10, whose product is annotated as S100 calcium binding protein A10. The record is from RefSeq and is a predicted model, not a curated record. Gene Ontology annotation, cellular component: cytoplasm. NCBI's taxonomy places the organism in Eukaryota, Metazoa, Chordata, Mammalia, Lagomorpha, Ochotonidae. Bases 137 to 430 code for a protein of 97 amino acids. The transcript is spliced from 3 exons.